AUGGGCAGCACCUGCUGUUCCGGUCACAACAACACCGAUGUGCGCUUCAGCGUUGGGGCAGGGCAUGACGACAUUGUGAAGGCGCUGGGUCGUGUGGGCGAGGAUGCCGACAUGGCAGCUGUGGUGGCCGGCCUCGCAAGGAUCAUCCAUGAUCACCCGUAUCUCAAGCCAAUGGGCACAGAGGCAAAGCCGCACCACCUCCUCUACUGGGUGCGCUGCUGUCGCGAAGCAGUCAUUGCGAAGAACAUCGAGGAUGCCAAAGGCUUCCUGGAACGAAUCUCCUGCAGCCUGAAGCACGAGAUUGCGCAGGUGACUGAUGCUUUCCGCCGAUUCGACGUAGACAAGUCCGAAAAAUUGGACCCCAAGGAGUUCAAGUAUAUGUGCGCCUACAUCGGCUGGGGCCCUGAAGAGGCUGCCAUGAUGGACGUCAACGACGACGGUUACAUCACCCUGGAAGAGUUCCAGCGCUUUGUAGGCGAUGCCGGGGGCCUUGGCGAGCUCUUCGAACACCGGCGUCUGCGCGUGGCACGGAAGCAGUGGGGCGUUGAGGCGCCAGCUGUUCUGGAAGUUGGCAACCGGGUGCGGUCUCACUUCCACACGGCCGAUGGGAAGAAGUCGGAGCAUCUGCGUGAGGGGCAGGUCUUGGAACUACGCGUGAUGCCCACGAACGGCGUGCUCAUCGACUUCGUGGACGACGAGUCGGAACAGACAGGACCCAAGGUCCUCAGCCGUCAGGUGGUCCCGCAGAGCUGGAUCUUCAGCGACACGAGGGACAGCAACGUGGUGUCCGCCUUGCGUGAGGUGGGCAUCCUUGAGGAGCAGCAGGCGUUCUGGGCCGCCAUUUUUCCAGAGUCCGAGAUGCGUGCCGUCGAGAAGCUCGUACCCUGUCAGCGAGCUGCCUUGGCGCAUGUGCGCGCCAACGCCUCGGCGCUCCACGAGGCUGCCCUGCCGGAGGUUCGAAAGCGCUUUGAGAGUCUGGGCUACUCGGAGCAGGAGCUCCAGGCCACACUCGGCUGGAUCCAGGACUUGGCCCCCACAGUCGUUCACAUUCACAUCGAUCGUGUGGGACGGUUUAUGGAGACGGAUGAGUACUACCGAAGCCAGUUUGAGACUGGCACUUCUAGCGGGGCGCUGGACAGCAAGAAUGACAUCCGCAAGAGGUGGGAGAUGGAACUGUUCGGUGGCACCUACGAACAUGCCAAGCCCUUCGAGCGCUGCAAGUACGGCGCGCUUGGCGUCAUGAACGACUUCCGAGGAGUGACUUCAGCCUACGGAUAUGGAGACUCCUACCUGGUCCUCAAGGACGUGCGUCUCCGCUGUACCUUCGCCUCGACGGACUCAGGUGGCAUUUCUGGGCAGCGGCUGGCGGUGCUUGACAAGUAUGCCCAUGUUCUGAAGGAGUACAGUGAGCAGGAGCUACGGAGUUUGGUGGACGUUGCGACGGCCAACACCUCCAUGCAGGACCUGUCACAAGUGAAUCCGCAGCUGCUUCGGGGCAUGACCGAAGAUCCCAUGGAGAAUUGGAUCACCGUGGGCUUUCCCAACCUGAGUCAGAGCAGCGGCAAAUACUACUUCGAAGUGGAGCUGUAUUGCGGCUGCUCAUCUCCGCAAGUGGGGGUGCUGAGCUCUCAGUUCAUCCCGGCCCCGCGCAACAGCAGCUUCCUCGGUGGAGUAGGAGACGACGAGCAUGGAUUCGCGGCGGACGGUCAGCAUGCUAUUCUGUGGCAUGACGGAAAGCGGCUUCCGUUCGAAGACCUGUGGCCCUCAUCGGACCAAGCUCUCUCAGAGGACGUGGUGGUGGGAGUGGCCGUCGAUCUCGACAAGCGCCACAUCUACUUCUCCACUAAUGGCAAGUGGCCCGAUGCACCCUCCUUCGCCGAGGACAAGGUUCGCAAGAACCUCAAGCUCUACCCCGCCAUGUCCAUCAAGGGUCGUGCGGCCUUCAACUUCGGCCCAGGCUUCAAGCAUGAGCCUCCGAAAGUCGCGAGCUUCGGGCGCUGGCCGCAGGCCGGGGAAGAGCUACUGCGAGUGGACUGCCCGAUCCUUGGGAACUCCAGCAAACUCCGCAUUUACAAGGAGAUCCAGAUUCAUGGCGAGGUGAGUCUGAAGCGGAAUGUUCAACGGCUGGUUGCCAACAAGAAGUUCCUGGAGAUGCAGAAGAGCCAGCGAAGCUGGGCCAUCUCGGUCGAUGGCCUCGAGGCAGAACUCAACGGCGUCUACAAUCGAAGCGGAGCGCGAAAUGGAAUGCCCAUGUAUCUGAAGCAGGGGAAGGCUGCCAUCUUCUACUCCUCUACCGCCAAAGCCUGGCGGAUCGUGGAGCUCGCGUCCGACAUUGAUCUGAAGGUCGCCGACCUGGACACCCAGAAGAUGAUCGCCUCGGUCGAUGCGGCCAAGGAGGAGCUGACUCCGCCCAGAGAAGGAUGGGAGCGCCCACGCGAAGUCAUGGGCUACGUGCCGAUGGAGGACUUCAAGACUGCCGCCCAGAAAUCUGCUGCAAAACCGGAGGAAAUCCAGAAGCUCGUGGAUCGAUUGAAGGGCAAUCUGCCCUCGGGCCAGACAGUGGUCUUUCGCUCCAACGGCAAGGCCUCGCUGGAGUCGGAGUGGGAGAAGGUCUCCACGCCGCAGAUCGGGGCCGAGGAUUGCUGGUCAGCGGCCGUGGAGCUCAGCCAGCACAAGCUGCUGGAAAGCUACGGGCUGGGGAAAUGCAAGGUGGUUGAGACCGCCCACCCCUACGAGACGGCCGACCACUCCUUCACGCGCCGGGUCACCGUGGACACCGAGGGUGGCAUCGACAUCCACUUCGCCCCGGAGUGUCGCACCUACGACCACCGAACUACGCUCAGUAUCUUCGGUGGCGGCCUGAGCAAGGCUCUUGUGGGCAUCGGCGCCCGCGUCCACGCGAAGGUGGUGACCGGACGCGAAGAGGCCCACGGUACCAUCAUUGGUCGUGCCGAGGGUGGCCUCUGGAAGGUCCGUAUCGAUGCCGACGAGGCGGAGAUCUGCGGCGUCUUCCAGGAGUGGCUCGAGGCGUCGGACAACGGCCGUGCCCGUUACUGCGUGAGCUGUGUUGCGGAGGAGCAGAAGACCGUCCAGGUGACGUAUGAGGAUGGCAUGGCGGUGGGCAGCGAAAUUGCAGGAUUCAGGUUCGAUGUCGCCGACCCCCUCGCGCCUUUCACAGUCACCGGCUUCUCUUCCCGGAAGGGACCUGCGCAAGCAGCUGGAGUCAUGGUCGGCUGGUUCCUGGACGUGGGCGCGCUGCUGCGAGAGGAUUUGAGAGUCGGGCACCUAAUUUCUGACCCCUUCUAUGUUAGAGCCAUCCGCUCCGCCUGCAACCGUGCGCGUGAAAGGCUUUUGCCCCAGUGCCGGGUGAAGUACGACCAGGAAGUGGGCAGCGAGAUCUCGGGCCUCACGGAGAAAGGAGGCGUGGUGACCAUCGACGGCUUUGCGGACACAGGAGCGGCUAUCUUAACGACAGGAGACGAGACCACUUCCGGUUUGGAGUUGAGGCCCCGCGAAGCAGGUGCCGUGUCGGCAUGGCAAUGUGGAGGGAAAGCUUGGUCGUGGGUGGAAACCUUCGAUCUUCCAGCCAAUCGCGAACCCUUCGGCGACCUGACCCAGGAUGCCGUGGUCAAGGACCCGACCGCGCUGCUGAAGCUAUCGGGCGCAGCUCCAUCUGCAGAGCCCGCGAAGGCCCCUGAGAGCCGUGAAGGAGAGUUUUCCAUGACAGAUCUACAGAUGGUGUUUCGAAAGCUCGAUGAUGAAUGCAACCACAGUCUCAGCCAAGGGAAACUCUUGAAGGCCCCACAAGUGGAGCACGACAACCAGCAGGCGUGGCAGGUUUUCCAUGAGUGCCGCCAGCACCCGAAGUUUGAGAUGUAUCGUGAUCUCAUGAAUCACUCUGGCCAGGAGGUCUUUACCUACAUCGAGAGGGUCUUCUCUGACCAAUCUGACUUCCUCGCCUGGCUGAACCAGGAGACUGCGGCGGAGGAUGCCGCGAAGAUGGCCUCGCAGCAAAUGCUGCAGCAUCCCCGCUUUCGAGACUUCUGUGCUGCGGUGCAAGUUGGUCCUGAGGAAUGGGGCAAGCCUGGAGCGGACUUGACCAUGGAGGUGUCUUUGUUUCAGGAAUGGGUUGUGGCCGCUGAGAGGGAGGCUGCCGCUGUGCCAAGACCACCUGUGGUAAAUCCUGAUUUGGUGGAGACGCAGGUGGUGGAUGAUGGUAUGUAUCUUGGGCCUGAUGAUGUGCCUCCGCCCCCGCCUGAAGAGGCCGUCGCCCUCACUCCGGAUGUUAAGAAGCCCUUGGACUCCACCUUUGCGUCUGCAGCUAUGGCUUCGCCGAAGGCUGGUCGCUGUGAUGCGUGCAGCACCUCAGGUCCGAAAGGCAUCAGCGACGCCGUGUCCAAGGAGGAUGUGGCCCGUGUGCUUGAGAAUGCCCCCAAGGAGCUUCUCUACGAUAUCUGGCGCUCAUCCCACAAGAGCCUUUAUGGAUGUUCCCCUCAGGAGACCCGUGUGACGCCUGAUGACAAUCAUGAGAAGGCUUCUGUAAAACCCAGUGAGAAGUCCCAAGAGGCGGAGCCGUGCAGCGAAGAAGCGUCUGCGGAGGCACCUCCGGUGAUUGUGUUCCGAGAAGAAGAAGAAGACUGUUUGGUGCAAGAUGCAGAUGAAGUUAUAGACAGCAUGGAGAAGAUGUGUAUUCGAGAGGCAAAAAGGGAGCUGAAGGCGAAAGACAAGAAGAAGGAAAAGCAGGCCCCUGGCGGGGGCGCAAAGGGGAAGCCUGGUCCUGCCGCUGAUGCUGCAGUGGAUGAUGCAGACACGGAGGAUGAAGCGGUGGUGAAGCCUAAGGCCAGCAACGCAGGCAGCAAGAAGCCGAAAAAGGUAGAGGAGGAGGAAGAGGAGGAGCAAGAGGUACCCGUUCGCAAGGCCAGCAAGGGAGGCAGCAAGAAGCCCAAGAAGGUAGAGGAGGAGGAGGACGAGGAUGAGCAAGAGGUGCCCGUUCGCAAGGCCAGCAAGGGAGGCAUCAAGAAGGUAGAGGAGGAGGAAGACGACGAGCAAGAGGAGGAGCAAGAGAUGCCCGUUCGCAAGGCCAGCAAGGGAGGCAGCAAGAAGCCCAAGAAGGUGGAGGAGGAGGAAGAGGAGGAGCAAGAGAUGCCCGUUCGCAAGGCCAGCAAGGGAGGCAGCAAGAAGCCCAAGAAGGUAGAGGAGGAGGAAGAGGAGGAGCAAGAGGAGGAGCAAGAGAUGCCCGUUCGCAAGGCCAGCAAGGGAGGCAGCAAGAAGCCCAAGAAGGUAGAGGAGGAGGAAGAGGAGGAGCAAGAGGAGGAGCAAGAGAUGCCCGUUCGCAAGGCCAGCAAGGGAGGCAGCAAGAAGCCAAAGAAGGCAGAGGAGGAGGAAGAGGAGGAGCAAGAGGUACCCGUCCGCAAGGCCAGCAAGGGAGGCAGCAAGAAGCCAAAGAAGGUAGAGGAGGAGGAAGAGGAGGAGCAAGAGGUGCCUGUCCGCAAGGCCAGCAAGGGAGGCAGCAAGAGGAAACAAAUAGAGGAGGAGGAAGAGGAGGAGCAAGAGGUGCCGGAGCCUGUUCACGAGGCCAGCAAGGGAGGAACAAAGAAGAAGCAGAAGCAGAAGGUCGUGGAUGAGCAGCAGGAGGAGGAGCGACACGUGCCCGUUCGCAAGGCCAGCAAGCAACCAAAGAAGGUGGAGGUGGAAGAAGAGGAGGAGCAAGACGAAGAGCAACAGGAGGAAGAGGAGGAAGGGGAGGAAGAGCCUGUUUGCAAGGCCAGCAAGGGAGGCAAGAAGAGGAAACAGGCAGAGGAGGAGCAAGAGGUCCCGAACACUGUUCGCAGCAAGGGAAGCAGCAAGAAGGCAAAGAAGACAGAGGAGGCGGACAAGGAGGAGGCCACAAAGGGAGGCCGGCCUGUGCUCAAGGGCCUUGUUGAAAUUGGCCCUGGCCGGUUCAGAGACGCUUCGGGGACAACCUUCACCAGCGUUGGAGGUGAUUUCGGACCGUUUUUUGCGGAAGGAGUGAGCAAUGAUGAUGAAGAGGCCCACGACAGCAAGGCUGUGCCAGCCCGGGGUAGCCCAAAGGCAAAAGCUAAGGCGAAAGGAAAGUCGAAGGCAAAGGCAAAAGCCAAGACGAAAGCAGCUGCCAGGGAAGGCCCAUGCGGCAAAGAGAAGGGGAAGAAGGUUCAGGAGGAAGAAGACGAGCGUGAGGACCCCGUACAAUAUUUAACGGCAGUCUUCUAUAGUGAUUCAAGUGUGUGGAAUGCCAUGUUGUGCUGUUCCCUUGCAGGAAGACGAGGCCCAUGA
Messenger RNA from Symbiodinium natans, 6294 nucleotides. The record is from the annotation of a GenBank genome assembly. NCBI's taxonomy places the organism in Eukaryota, Dinophyceae, Suessiales, Symbiodiniaceae.